CUUGGGUGGCACAAAUUUAGAUGAUGGUACAAAAGGAAUGCUUCCUCAUGGAUUUGGAAGAAGACAACUUUAUGAGUUGCAACAUCUCUAACCACAGUGAAAACAUCCCUCUGAGGGAUGAUUGGUUUAACCCGGGAUUCCUCUAUGUCAUCCCAGUUGUGUAUGGGCUCAUCAUUCUCAUAGGACUGGUUGGCAAUAUUACCCUGAUAAAGAUCUUUUGCACAGUCAAAUCUAUGAGAAAUGUGCCCAACUUGUUCAUCUCCAGCCUGGCUUUGGGAGACUUGCUUCUACUCAUCACAUGCGCUCCGGUGGAUGCUAGCAGGUAUUUGGCAGACAGGUGGCUUUUUGGCAGAAUUGGCUGUAAACUGAUCCCCUUCAUCCAGCUCACUUCGGUUGGGGUAUCAGUCUUUACACUCACAGCUCUCUCUGCAGACAGGUAUAAAGCUAUUGUUCGACCAAUGGAUAUCCAAGCCUCUCAUGCCCUGUUGAAGAUCUGCUUAAAAGCAGCUUUUAUUUGGAUCAUCUCCAUGUUGCUCGCCAUUCCUGAAGCGGUGUUUUCUGAUCUGCACCCAUUUUAUGAGCAGAGCACCAAUCAAACCUUUGUCAGCUGUGCACCAUACCCCCAUUCCAAUGAUCUGCACCCCAAAAUCCAUUCAAUGGCUUCCUUCCUGAUCUUCUACAUUAUUCCCUUGUUCAUCAUUUCUGUGUAUUAUUAUUUCAUUGCCAAGAAUUUGAUCCGGAGUGCUUACAAUUUGCCAGUGGAAGGGAACAUACAUGUCAGAAGACAGAUCGAAUCUCGAAAGCGGCUGGCCAAGACGGUGCUGGUGUUCGUGGCUCUCUUCGCUGUCUGCUGGCUGCCCAACCACAUCAUCUACCUGUAUCGCUCCUACCACUACUCGGAGGUGGACAUCUCCAUGCUGCACUUUGUCACCAGCAUCUGUGCCCGGCUCCUGGCCUUUGCCAACUCCUGCGUCAACCCCUUUGCUCUCUACUUGCUGAGCAAGAGUUUCAGGAAACAAUUCAACUCCCAGUUCUCCUGCUGCCGGCCGGGACUGCUCAGGAGGUCCCAGAGUACCGGCAGGAGCACCACGUGCAUGACCUCACUCAAGAGCACCAAUCAGUCUGUGGCCACCUUCAGCCUCAUCAAUGGCAACCAUAUCUGCCAUGAGGGUUACGUGUAG
Molecule: messenger RNA, 1181 nt
Organism: Trichosurus vulpecula (common brushtail)
Lineage: Eukaryota; Metazoa; Chordata; Mammalia; Diprotodontia; Phalangeridae
Gene: GRPR
Product: gastrin releasing peptide receptor
Exons: 3
Coding region: 21-1181 (386 amino acids)
Biological process (GO): G protein-coupled receptor signaling pathway
Cellular component (GO): membrane
Molecular function (GO): G protein-coupled peptide receptor activity
Source: RefSeq, a predicted model, not a curated record